CAACUCUGAUCUCAACAGUAUCAUGAUCCGCGAUACUUCCGAAUAUAACCACACCCAGUAUGUGGCGAACCGAUCAAUGAUUGUGCGGGACAAUACGUUCAAUGCAGACAGUACGCAACUCAUUCGUUGCUCUGACGCCAUGCUACGUGCUGAAGAGCUCGCCGAUAUCGAGCACCACGUCCAAAAUCUAACGGACUUGGGUGAUUGGAACAGUGAUUACAUCAUAAGCUCGUACAUGCUAUGUUCACAGUGGAAGAUCCAGGCAAAAGAACGCUACGAGGGUGAUUUUAGAGCGAAAACGAGAAAUCCCGUACUACUCAUCGGUUCGCCAUAUGACGGUCGCACUCCAAUCUCUGGGGCGUUUGCAGCGAACAAGAAUCUUGAGGGAAGUGUGGUACUACAACACAACGGUCUGGGGCAUACUGUCAUGUAUAGCCCGGGGAUCUGCGCGAUCGCUGCUAGCGCUGUUUAUUUCGUAAAUGGAACUAUGCCCAAAGAAGGUACUGUCUGUGAGCAAGACUUCACAUCCUUCUCUGGAAAAGGCAUGUCUGAUACUCUCGACUUACUCGGAGAGUUUUGA
This is a messenger RNA of Alternaria postmessia, 580 nucleotides long. RefSeq lists its product as uncharacterized. The record is from RefSeq and is a predicted model, not a curated record. The transcript has 2 exons. The annotation marks the transcript as partial. NCBI's taxonomy places the organism in Eukaryota, Fungi, Ascomycota, Dothideomycetes, Pleosporales, Pleosporaceae.